AAGGAAAGGAAUGCACUCCUUCUGUUCUAUCGAACUAUAUAAACUUCUAGGUUCCCUUUAAUCUUGUUAGGACACACUCUGCUUGCCCCUGCCUGUUGGACCAAAAAUGGGUACUUCCUUUAGCGCCUUCAACAAGUUUGGACUCCCAGGACUGAGCUCGGUACCUACAGGGCAAGUUUAUGAACAGCAUUUCAAGAACAAGAAGACCGGCACGUUUGAAGACUUCCAUCUUGCUUACAUCGAGUUCUGCAAGUAUUUCAACAUUGUAAUGCCUGGUAAAGAUUUCGAUACUCCACCAACGGAAAUAAUUCGGGAAUUUUAUGACAAUACUUGGAAGCUGCAACCGAACGAGGAGCUAAGGAGGGAAGAGUUCUUCAAGUUCAUGGAGGAGAACGUCAAGGAAGAGACGGGGAACGACACCCUGUUCAUCAUGGCCGGGCUUGCCGCGCCGGCGGCAGCCGUCAUCGGCAAGAGGGCCAGCGCGCAUAUCCCCUACGUCAAGAGCCUCAGGCUGGAGUACUUCCCCAACGUCGUCUUCGUGCCGUUGUUCACGCUCUUCGCCAUCGUUGGGGUCACCGCUCUGCAGACGAACAGGAAGAGCACCGCGGCGAAGAAAGAGGAGAGCGCAGCAACGACGAAAGAGGAGGAGAAGAGCGCAGCGACGACGAAAGAGGAGGAGAAGAGCACCGUGGCGAAGAAAGAGGAGAGCGCAGCGACAACGAAAGAGGAGGAGAAGAGCGCUGCCGAGCACAAGAACAAGAAGGACGAAGCCAAGGCAGCUGACUUCUAAUCUCUUGUAUGUGUGUUGAAAUAAGGUGGAUGACUUGAUCGCCUACUCAAUAACCAAGAGAUUGGGACAUUUUAUGAUGCAUAAAUAGCCGAAUGGUUACAAAUUGUAAAGUUGAGCGUCAAAUAUAUUAUUUUUCUGCUGUUGUUCACACGAAUAUAUCAAAAUUGCUAUAGCGAUCGGCAUAUCUGAGAUUGAUCAAGGCAGGUUAUGCAUUUGCUCAUGGCCCGGAGAUACAUUGAUAUGAACAAACGAACAAGAAUAAUCUAUCUAAAGCAUGCAUAUGUGCUUAA
Phragmites australis (common reed) is the source of this 1080-nucleotide messenger RNA. RefSeq lists its product as uncharacterized. The transcript has 4 exons. Bases 107 to 790 code for a protein of 227 amino acids. Lineage: Eukaryota; Viridiplantae; Streptophyta; Magnoliopsida; Poales; Poaceae. The record is from RefSeq and is a predicted model, not a curated record.